AUGCCCGUGCGGGAGCACGAGCAACCCGACCGACAGGGUUCAGAGAGCUCGACCAGCAGCUGGAAGUCCCAAGACACUGUCCGGAAUAACGACACAUUGCGCCCGGAUCAGAAUAAACCACCAUCUAACGGUCGCAAUGCUGAACAAUUUCCUGGAAGUCUAAAUAUGGACAAAUCUGGGCCGUCCAAAGGUCAGGGAAUGGACUGGGGAUGGACGUGGAGCUCCCCAGACAUUUCCCCCACCGAGGAACGGAAGGGCUCUGGUUUCAGCAACCAUCGCAAGGCUCUGGCAGUCCUUGGAGCUGGUGAUGAUCCCGCCCGAUCCGUUUCUUCGACUCCACAUCCUCCUCCCAUCAAUCCUCCUCGCACCCGUUCCGAAGAACUCGACUCGGUUGCUCCGUGGGUGACGACUGCCAACUCCGAAGGCCCGGGAACCUUUUUCAACUCCGCCUCCGAAUAUGAAGCUUCGCCGGCGUCGGCGACGUUUCGCCCGACUACCGGGCGGACUUUCGCUAGUGAACCCGCCGAUAUGGAUUGGAAUGGGGACCACCGCAGGCCGUCUACUACUAGUAUGACGAGUAGUACAGGGUCAAAGUCCAGCACGAAGCUAUGGAAGAAGAAAUCCAAGGCUUCGGCUAGUGAUGAAUGGCCUGUGCCAGAUGAGCCUGACGAGGAUGGUCAACAUAGCUUAUCCGGUCGGCGAGGAGGCCCAAUUGAUAAAAUCAAGUCUCGGGAGAGAGCCAACUCGGAUGGCUCAGAGGCAUCACAGCGGCCGUUACGAGCUCGAGGGGGAGCGGGAACCCCCGCCCCGUCUAGUGAGAUUACACCGUGGUUGUAUCAAAACGUUCACGACAUAUCACAAUAUGGCGAAGCUCCCGUGCGACAAGUGCCAAUUGGGCCUGAUGGCCAACGUCUCGCCUCCGCCGGGGGUCUUCCCCGUGGUACGGCCAGAGAUACUCAUCGAAGAGCGGCUAAUGGACACCGUCAUUCGCGCAGCAAAGAGGAGAAACCAACUCUUGCCGGCGAUCUGGCUGGAUACCAGUCUCGUCCCUCCGGUGGACGGGAUGACUUCUCUGUCGGACUGAAGCCAUUUAAUGACCAUUACCUCAAUUCAUCUAGUGCCAUGAGCUCACAGACCACCCUAGGUGGGCGGCCAACCAGCCCGACUCCCAGUGUGCAAAGUGCUAUUUACCGUGAUCAUGGUCAGAGUUCCCCAGGGGCUCCACACGAUAAACGAGGUCUCCUCACUCGAGUCCGACACUUGUUGCCGGGCUCGCACAAACCACAUGAGAAAUCCAAGCAUGACCAUACUCUGCGCCGGCAGCCAAGUCUCGAAGGAAGUUCCACUCGCCUUGAUUCAGGAGACUCGGACCGAAAGAAGGAGACCACAAAGCGGAAGCUCAAAGGGCGAUUCCCCAUUGGUGGGGAUCCUCAUGCUUCCAGAGAGCAUGCAGCUCAAGAUGAAGAAGGCUCGCAUGUCUUCAAGCUGGAUACCAAUUUAAAGGAUUUGGACGAUAUCGUUCGCGCAGCUUCUCCCAGUCAGAUGAAACGUGUUGCCGAUGGCACAACCACACCACGGGAGGACCCGACCAAGUCUGAACAGGCAGGAAUUCUUGAUACCUGGUCGGCUCCGGAAAGUUGGGCCGUCAAGAAGGAAAAGGAUCUCGUCGUGGAGGCUGCACCACAACCUACCAGCGCUGCCUAUUUUAUCCGCGUCUUCCGUAUUGACUCGACCUUUGCCACGCUGUCCGCGGGUGUAAAUGCAACCGUUGCCGAGAUCCUGUAUAUGCUUGGGCGCAAGUCUUUCUUGCAGGAUCAUCUCAAUAACUAUGAGAUUGUGCUCCGGAAAAAUGACCUAUCCCGACAGCUCGAUCAUAAUGAACGGCCAAUCCUCAUGCAGAAACAACUUUUGGAACAAGUUGGCUAUACUGAGAAGGACCGUAUAGAAGACAUUGGUCGUGAGGACCACAGCUAUCUCUGCCGCUUCAUCUUCUUGCCGACAAAGCUCAGCGGUUAUACCAGUCUCGAGGGUGAUCCUGGCUUUAGCAAGUUGUCAAAGUUCAGCCACGUGGAUCUUCAGGGCCGAAGCUUGGUCACUAUUCCUAUUACCCUGUACAAGAAGUCCUCCGAGAUCAUCUCGUUGAACUUGUCCAGGAAUUUGUCUCUGGAUGUGCCCAAGGAUUUCAUCCAGAGCUGCAUCAACCUGCGUGAAAUCAAAUUCAUUGGCAAUGAGGCUAAACUUCUUCCGUCGAGUUUCAGCUUGGCCAGUCGCUUGACGUACUUGGACAUCUCCAACAAUUUCCUGGAAGAGCUGGAACAUGCGCAACUUGACCGACUGGUUGGUCUCGUCAGCAUCAAGAUGGCGAAUAACCAGUUGACCAAGCUGCCCAGCUACUUUGGAAACUUCCAGUAUCUCCGGAGCCUGAACAUGUCUUCGAACGGCUUCAAGGUGUUUCCGGAGUUUCUUUGCAAGCUGCGAAGCUUGGUUGACGUCGACAUCAGCUUCAACAGCAUUGAGGAAAUUUCCAACAUCGGUCAGCUGGUUACGCUUGAACGCCUUUGGAUGACCAACAACAACAUCAGCGGAUCUCUUGAUGAGUCUUUCCGAGAGCUGGUGAACCUGAAGGAAAUUGAUGGUCGCUUCAAUGCAAUCACCAACAUUGACAACUUGUCCCGGCUUCCUCGCUUAGAGCAAGUAUUCUUCGGCCACAAUCUCAUUUCUCGGUUCCGUGGAGCGUUUCCCAAGCUGCGCAGUUUGCACAUGGACCACUGCCCGCUGACCCAGUUUGAUAUUGACGCUCCUAUGCCGACUUUGAGCUCUCUUAACCUGGCAUCCGCCAAGCUGUCCCAAUUCCGUGAUGCCAUGUUUGAGAACUUGCCGAAUGUCUCCAAGCUUAUCCUCGAUAAGAACCAUCUUUCAUCAAUCUCGGCACAAAUUGGCAAGCUGCGACGCCUGGAGCAUUUCAGUAUUAUCAAGAAUCCACUGGGUUCCUUACCUGCCAGUAUCGGUUGCAUGACAGAGCUCAAGGAACUCAACGCGCGAGAAUGUAACCUCAAGUUCUUGCCAGAUGAGAUUUGGCACUGCGCCAAGUUGGAGACUCUCAAUGUUUCCACGAACCUUCUGACUACCUUCCCCAAACAUGGUGCCCCUCAGCCACUUGUUCCUGGCGAGCCGACCAGCACUCCUGUGUCCACCCCGGCACUAACGGGAACCCCCACAUACGAGGAACUGGGUCCCCUGGACGAACCCAACUUCCGUCGGGCCAGUCAAACUUCUGGCGGCUUGGGGUCAGGUUCAUCCCCGAGUGGCUCAUACCGACACCCGUCGACUACAUCUUCUAUUGGACAGACAGGUCCAAGGAAGGUUUCCACGGCAUCUCGGACCGCCACCGAUGCGAGCUGCGGAUCUCGCAAGGAUUCGAAUUUCUCGCAGCAUGCAGCGGCUCUCACUUUUGCUGGGUCUCUCCGCAACUUGUAUCUUGCUGAUAACCAGUUGGAUGACGACAUUUUCCGCGAGCUUGCUCGUCUCCCUGAGCUUCGCAUUGUCAAUUUGUCCUAUAACGAGUUGACUGAGCUACCACAGGGGGUUCUCAAGCGAUGGCCUUUGAUUUCCGAGCUCUACCUAUCCGGUAAUGAGCUCACCUCGCUUCCAUCCGAUGACUUGGAAGAAGGCAGCAAUCUCAAGAUUCUUCAUAUCAAUGGCAAUCGAUUCCAGGUCCUGCCUGCGGAGCUUUGCAAGGUUAGCAAGCUUUCCGUUCUCGAUGCGGGAAGUAACGCGUUGAAAUACAACGUCUCUAAUUGGCCCUAUGAUUGGAACUGGAACUGGAAUCGAAGCUUGAGGUAUCUCAACUUCUCCGGCAAUAAGCGUCUUGAGAUCAAACCCAAUAUUGGCACUGUUGGCCAGUCGACUGGAAGUGGUGCCGAUCUGACUGACUUCACGUCUCUGACCCAUCUCCGAGUUUUGGGUCUGAUGGAUGUCACCUUGACCAUUCCGACUAUUCCUGACGAGAACGAGGACCGUCGUGUGAGGACAUCUGCCUCUCUGGCUGGCUCACUUGCCUACGGUAUGGCAGACUCGCUUGGCCGGACUGAGCAUCUGUCUAUCAUUGAUAUGAUUGUUCCUCGCUUGAAGCCUGACAACGUUGAGACAUUGGUUGGUAUGUUUGACGGCUCAACUAUGUCCAGUGGUGGCUCCCGGGUUGCAAAGUAUCUUCACGAGCACUUCACGCCGACCUUCUCGCGUGAGCUGAAGAAGCUCCAGCAAGACCGGGGAGAAACCCCACUUGAUGCUCUGCGGCGUGCAUUCUUAGCUCUGAACAAGAACAUGGCUGGGCAUGCUUACCGGUCCAUUGAUGACCGUGAGCUCAGACAGUAUAACCGCCGAUCACUUGCCUCGAAACAGCUCUGCCAGGACGAUAUCCAGGCUGGUGGAGUCGCCACUGUGCUGUACCUGAAUAAUAUGGAUCUGUAUGCGGCCAAUGUCGGCGAUGCACAAGCGAUUUUGGUCAGGCAAGAUGGUUCAUCGCGCCAAUUAACUCGUGUUCACGAUCCCGCGGAAUCCAGCGAACGGGCACGCAUCCGUGCUGCCGGAGGAUUUGUGUCUCGCAAUGGCAAGUUGAAUGACGUGCUCACGGUUUCGAGAUGCUUUGGCCAUUUCCCCAUGAUGCCUGCUGUCAUCGCUGCUCCCGCCACAUUGCAUACCACCUUGACUGAGCAAGAUGAAAUGAUCAUCUUAGGCUCAAAGGAGCUGUGGGAUUAUAUUACUCCCCAGUUGGUGGUCGACGUUGCUAGGGAUGUGUAUCCGAACCUCAUGCUUGCAGCUCAAAAGCUUCGUGAUCUGGCUAUUGCCUUUGGGGCAACGAACAAGUUGAUGGUGAUGAUUCUGGGUGUCAGCGAGCUCCAGCGCCGGCAGAAGAAGUGGUCGCGUCCUAGCAUGAACUUGGAACGCUCUGCUUUCGCUGAUGAUGGCAUUGUUCCCUCGACCAAGAUUCGUCGCAGGGCUCGUGAUAUGCCAGCCGAUACUCGUCUCGCGCGCUUUGAUUAUGUUGACGCUCCGAUUGGUGAACUGGCUAUCAUCUUCACUGAUAUUAAGAAGUCGACUGGUUUGUGGGAGUCUUGCCCCGAUGCUAUGCGCUCGGCCAUCUCCAUUCACAACGACAUUCUUCGGCGACAACUCGGCAUCAUUGGUGGUUACGAGGUCAAGACUGAAGGUGACGCUUUCAUGGUGGCCUUUUCAACCACUACUUCUGCCUUGCUGUGGUGCUUCAAUUGCCAGAACAGUCUUUUGGAAGCUGAAUGGCCUACGGAGAUCUUGGAUCAGCCGCAGUGUGAAGUCACUUCCGACAUGGAAGGGAAUAUCAUCUCUCGCGGUCUGUCUGUACGUAUGGGUGGCCAUUGGGGCGAGCCUGUCUGUGAAAAGGACCCGGUUACCAACCGUAUGGAUUACUUUGGUCCUAUGGUCAAUCGGGCCUCUCGAAUCUCCGCCGUUGCCGACGGAGGACAGAUUUUCGUGUCGUCGGACUUUAUGAGCGAUAUCCAGCGUAACCUGGAGAUCUUCGCUGAUGCCGAACGCUCCGCUUCGACUAGUUCGACUGACAGCCAUCCACGAGUCGAUAGCCUUGGGCACAACAUCCGUCGCGAGCUCAACCAGUUGAACAGCCAAGGCUUCGUGAUCAAAGACCAGGGCGAGCGGAAGCUGAAGGGACUGGAGAACCCAGAACCAUUAUACCUUGUCUAUCCUCAUUCGCUCGCGGGUCGCUUGACAACCCUUGAAGAGGCUCAACUGGAGAAAGAAGGCCAGCCCGCGACUAUGGAAAAGACAUCCAAGCUUAACUUGAACACUGAUGAUAUCUGGCGUCUGUGGGAAGUCACUCUCCGUCUAGAGCGGAUUUGCGGCGCUCUAGAGGAUCCCACUGGAGCAGGGCUUAGAGAGCCGAAUGUCGCUUUGUUUAAUAUGGUCAAGAAUCAUGGCGGCGAACUAAAUGAUUCCACUGUGCUAAGCUUGAUCGACCAGCAAGUCACUCGUAUCGAGGCUACCAUCAACACUCUCACAGUCCGCAACAUGAUGCGCCCCUUCAAGCCGGGUGAUCGACUCGAAGACCACGCCGCUCCCAUCGGCGAAAUCUUCCAACAACUAGCAACCCAACUCGCAGAGUACCGCGCCCUCAAAGAGCAAAUGGCUGUCGGGGCUGCUGGCAUCCCCGGUGGUCCACCCGCCCCCCAUUACAGCGGUAUCAGUCUGCACUCAAACCUCAGUGCAGACAGCAACACUACCUCCGCUUCAUCCUCCUUCCUCCACUUGGAUAAUCCGCGGUCCUUUGAAUCCCGCAAUAACCAAUGAUCUGAUCUGGCCUGGUGCACUUAUCUUCUCUACCUCUACAUCUUCAUCUUCAUCUUCAUCUACUCAAAUAUCUAUCUACGCGGUGAUCCCUAUUUGAUCACUUUAAUCACGCCUUUUGCACUUCUCUUCUCACUUUUGCUUUCUUUUUUGGACUCGAAAUCUUCUCAUGUCUUGUGGGUGGCGUCUCACAUGGUGGGGUGUCUUUCAGAUUUUCGGGUUUUCAGAUUGUGUUUUUCUUUUUUCUUUCUUUAUUGCGUUUUCUCCUUUUCUUAGGCGGCAUUCGGGGGCAUGGUGCUAUGGUGGAUUUUGGCUUUUGGCUUCUGCUGAUAAUUACUUCGGAUUUUGGAUUGUAUUUUGGUUACCUCUGGUUCCCGAUUCUGAUCUCUUGAUUGGUAUGUAGGAUGGAUGGUUGGAGAGGGGCUUGAAUAUACAUACAAUCUUUUUUUGGUUCUUUUCA
Messenger RNA from Penicillium subrubescens, 6796 nucleotides. It is a transcript of the gene acyA, whose product is annotated as adenylate cyclase acyA. Gene Ontology annotation, molecular function: adenylate cyclase activity; magnesium ion binding; protein binding. The record is from RefSeq and is a predicted model, not a curated record. The coding region runs from base 1 to 6339 and encodes 2112 amino acids. Gene Ontology annotation, biological process: intracellular signal transduction; cAMP biosynthetic process. NCBI's taxonomy places the organism in Eukaryota, Fungi, Ascomycota, Eurotiomycetes, Eurotiales, Aspergillaceae. The transcript has 3 exons.